AUGACGGAACUCAAGACGCCAGAGACUAUAGCUUCUUCUCAAUUUCCAGUUGGCAUGGAAAUCCUACACGACGGUCCCAACGCAGUUGCCGACAUUUGUUUUGUGCACGGCGUGACUGGAGGUCGUAAAAGUGCAUGGACAACCCAUCAACAGUCAGAACCAUGGAUCAAGGCAAUACUUCCUUCUCACCUCGACAAAAUUCGCAUUCUUAGUUUUGGUUACGAUCCAUUCCAUGGGUACUUUCAGGAUUCAAGACACUUGCACAACCAUGCUGCCGAUCUUCUCGCCGAUAUCGUGGAGUACCGCCGCCAGGCACCGUUGCGUCCCCUGAUUUUCAUAACACAUUGCAUCGGUGGUCUUGUCUGUCAGGAAGCCAUCAACAUAUCCCAUGCGAGUCACGACGAACACAGCGCAAACGUCUAUUUUGCCCUGAGGGGCAUCGUUUCUCUUAGUAUGCCCUAUCUUGACAAGUAUCGGAAAGCACAGUGGGAGCCAAAAGGAGUUACCCGCCUUAUCCAGAAUGAGCACUCACGAGAUGAUGGAUUCGACUACAACUUGUUACGUGCCAACUUUUUCCGAGCGAUGAAAUAUCGCCCCAAGACUAGCACACCAGUCAACAUAACGUUUUUGUUCACUGUGGUCGAUAAUGAAGGCCUCCCACCUGUCGCAUCCGAGAUGUUCGCGGUUGGUUACCACGUCAAUUUUGAGUUUGUCCCUUUGAGGGCCAAACAUGUAGACAUGGUCAAGAUUAGUUCUGCAGAAGACAAAUGCUUCAGAUCAAUCGUUGAGAGGUUGAAUGAGUGGACAGUCCGGAUAGACAAGAAUCAGUCAAGUUUCAACACUACACAAAGUACCGACUACACUCCAAACCGCCAUCUUCGUCGCCAGCCCGAACGGGACCAUACCAUCAAGCAAUAUGAGCUACAGUCAAUCAUUCCGCAAGCUUCAUACAAGAUGAUCAGCUCAUCAUGA
Molecule: messenger RNA, 972 nt
Organism: Fusarium graminearum PH-1
Lineage: Eukaryota; Fungi; Ascomycota; Sordariomycetes; Hypocreales; Nectriaceae
Exons: 1
Coding region: 1-972 (323 amino acids)
Source: RefSeq, a predicted model, not a curated record